AUGAGUUGGGAGUGCUUGGGGAACUUUCUGCGGAUUACACCGAGUGCAGAAUACUUUGAGGACAAAUACUUAUCUUUUUCUGUUGUUGAUCAAUCUGGCAUAGCCUGGGAGCUAGAUGAGGCCAUGGCAUCGCAGUGUGGCUAUACAGUAACUUACAGCAACUGGAGUAACGUUGAGUUUCGUGCUUCUGCACUAAGCUGCCAUGCUCGCUUAGAGAAAGAUGUGUUCACAGUAACUGUACAAAUCAAAGCAUCACAUACUCCUGACAUGAAAAACGCUGUAACUCAUCUGAAAAGUGCAAGUUGCCGUUACAGCCCGUGGAGUCCAAGAGAGUUAGUAUGUGCAAGUAACUACAUGGAGGUUUCUGUCAGGAAGGAGGUUCCACAAACUGUAAAAGACUUCAUUCAGGAUGAACCUGAGGACUGGACUCUUGCCUUUACAGAGGUAAAAGCAGGGGAAGCCUCAAUAUGGCAAAUAGUGUUUCAUCAACCAGAAGAGAAAAAGGCUUUUCUUGUGAGUGAUGCUUGGAGUGCAGGCUAUGGACUCAACACAACAGACACCAGGGUUCUGCUGCGAGUACCAUACACUGCUGCACAAAUUCAGCUGGUUGAGGAUCAAGGAAUUACCUUUACUGCAGUGAGAUCAAGUAUAUUUUACAAACAGCGAUGGAUGAUCCUGAUGGUGGAUACUGCUGUGGCAUGUCCUGUAGAUGGUGUGGACUACACUAAUAAAACAAUCAUCUGGACUGUUCCAAAGUAUGUUCAGCCACUCUCUGCUGGAGCAACUAGUUUUAAGGAUGUGCUUGUUGAAGUUGGUGUGGAUCUGCAUAAACUCUCUGCCAAAGAAAUGGCUUCCAGAAAAUAUGUGUUAUUGAAUGACUUAAAUGCAAUUACAAUGAAGAUACCAAUAGGUGCAGAAGGUGGCUAUUACAAGACUUCUGUGAGCAGCGGACAGCAUGGGGCAAAAUACACCAUCAACCUGUUCCUGGAACAUCAGUGGGAAGAUAACAAAUGGGGACUAACUAAACAUACUAUCAUCAAGGAAAUAGAGACUCCAUUUGAACAAGUAGAACUUGCUGUAACCGACUACUCAAAUCUGAGUGUGAGGCUAAUGAAUGUGACAGUGGGAACGUUCCUUCCUGAUGUGGAGCUUGUGAACUUAACGAUUGAGGGGGCAACUGUUGCUGUACCUGAAGCUGUUCAGCACGGAUAUCUAACACAUGAGAUCAGAUAUGCUAAUGGAAGCAAAGCCUAUGUAAUACAAGUCCCCUUUAAUGCACCAAGCAUUAAGAAAGAGUAUAUGAGAGCAGACGUGAGAGCAUACACCCUGAACGUCACAGUUGCAUUCAUAAUCCAUCCAACAAGUGAGACCUUCACUGUCCCAGUCAUAACAGUGUCCACUGUGAAAGAUGCAGUACUGCCCAGUGCAAGAGGAUUUUGUGAUGAGAGGAACCUUCAUCUCCUUAUCACUCAUGGAAAUGUGGACCAAAACUGGCUACCCUUUAUCUCAGACUGGCACCUGACCCCAGAAGCGGCGCAGGAGUACAACUACAGCCUGAGGGACAAUGGCACUCACUUGGCAAUCUCUGUCCCUUUCCUUUCUUCCCAUGUGAACUAUGAGGAUUUUCAUGCCUCUGGAAUAAAGGCUUCACUCCACUUAACCUUGAAGGAUGGCAUCACCUUGGCUAAUAGGAGGGACUUCUCAGUUUCCUGCAGAUUUUCACCUUCAGAGCUAAUAAAGUGCCUGUCCAAUGGCACUGUGGUUGUUACUGCAGUGAAAUUGGUAGGAAUUGCAGACAUGGACACCAGCCAGCUUGUGUUGAGGGACAGACAGUGCAAACCCAGCCUAGUGACAGAGAAGACUGCAACCUUUAAGUUCAAUGUGAACACUUGUGGAACAAGUAGAAAGUUCAAUAGCACAACUAUGACAUAUGAAAACGACGUACUCUAUUUCAGACCUGGUAAUGAUACACUAGUAUACCAACUGAAAUUUGCAUGCUCAUACAUAAUCAAGCAGACUGUUGGUGUCCGAUAUGAAUCCAAGAAGAACCCACCACCCAGUAUUGAGUCAGGCUUUGGCUCUCUUGCUCUUUCAUUGAAGCUUUUCAAAGAGAAAUCCUAUUCAGACCCCUAUCAGGAACUGGAAUAUCCCGUGGUAAAAUACCUGAGGGAGGCACUGUAUUUUGAAGUUGAGCUGCUCCAACCUGAAGAUGCAAGACUUGAACUAAACUUGGAUGACUGCUGGGCUACCAAUUCCCAGAGCCAGGACAGCCUUCCCCAGUGGCCCAUCAUUAUAAAUGGGUGUGAAAACAGCGAAGACUCCUACAGAACAGUCUUUCAUAAAGUUAACUACAGUCCCAGAGUAAAAUUUCCUCAGCACCUAAAGAGAUUUGAAGUGAGGAUGUUCACCUUUGUACAAGGCACAACUCUGUUGGAAGAGCAGCUGUAUUUCCACUGCAGCGUGGUGAUCUGCAGCACUAUGCAGCAGCCUUCAGGCUUUCUUUGUCCAAAGAGAUGCAAUCCUGGGAAUCACAGGCUUGUGUUGAACUGCGUCUCUUGUGUGACUUACAUGUGA
Molecule: messenger RNA, 2574 nt
Organism: Pterocles gutturalis (yellow-throated sandgrouse)
Lineage: Eukaryota; Metazoa; Chordata; Aves; Pterocliformes; Pteroclidae
Exons: 19
Coding region: 1-2574 (857 amino acids)
Source: RefSeq, a predicted model, not a curated record